AUGAAGCAGAACAAAAACGAGCUAUGGAAGCUCGAUCUCAUAGAAACCAAGUUUUUCAAAACUACUCCAAGGUUACAAUCCACCAAAAAGCUUUUGAAUGCCCGUAAAAACGCCAAGCUCUUGAAGAAGCUACCCCAGACGAGAGAAGAGGCACAUAAACAGAUCCAUGCUCUCAAGAAAGACUUGUUCGAGAAGAAGUUCCAUGGAUCAUUUCUCAAACUUCAUCGUGAGGUUCUCAAGAAGAUGAAAACUGAUCUGCGUGCUUGGAAGAACGACACCCACAAGUCUCUUCGGAGCUUACUCAAUUCUGCCUCGACUGUGAACUACAUGGUGGAAGCUAAGCUUGUCAAAAUAUUCGUUGCCGCUGUACUCAAUACCAAAGAAUUGAAAAGCUCGCCGCCUAGUUAUCUUCCCGAAGAUAUCAAAGACAAAAUCCUCAACAAGAAGAAUCCCUCAAAUCCUAGCCGAUUCUUCAUUGACCACUGUCAGGACGACAAGAUCGCCAACGGCUACAUCUCCAAGCUUUGGAAUGCCAAAGAUAUGAAGAAGCUCAUAGAGGAGAUUGACUGGUCGUUCAGGAAGGUCAGAGGUGAUUUGACUGUGGAUGAGAAGAAUACAAGAUCUGCCUCUACAGGUAAGAAGGUGGGCAAGGACGAUAGCGAUGAUGAUAAUGACAGUGACAGUGAAAGUGAAAGUGAAAGUGACAGUGACUCUGAAAGUGAAGAGGAAAGUGAUGCCGGUAGUGAAGAGGAAGAUGUCGCAAGUGGCUCAGACGCAGAAAUGGAUGCAGAGGAAGCUUUCGAAAAGUAUGCUGCCUACGACAACUUGGUCGCUGGUUCUGAUGGAGAAGGCGACUUUGAAGUUGACCCCAAUGUGGAUUACAAUGAAAUCACAGACGAGGAGCCCUCUGAGGAAAGUGAGAACGAGUUGGAUGAGAAAGCCCAGAAGAAGAAGUUGAAGGAAUUGAAGAAGAAGGAAAAGGCGGAAAAGAAGGAGCAAGAAAAGAAACUCAAAUUGCCUUCAUUGGCCACUGGCUACUACUCGGGAGGUUCCGAUGAUGAAGACGAUGUGGAUAACGAUAAGGUUGUGAAGGAAGCAACCACUACAAGGAAGAACAGAAGAGGUCAGAGAGCUAGACAAAAGAUCUGGGAGCAGAAAUACGGUAAGAAGGCUAAUCACGUUCAGAAGGAGAAGCAAAGGCUUCUUAAUGAGAGAGAACAGAGACAACAGGAAUUCGAGGAAAGACAAAGAAAGAGAGAAAUGAAAGCCCGUCUCGCUAGAGAAGCAGAGGAGGCCAACAAACUGGCACAGAAGGUGGAGAAGAAGCCUCAGCCUGCUACAAGCCAGAAGAUGCAUCCUUCUUGGGAGGCCAAGAAGAUUGCUGACGAAAAGAUGAAGGCGGUCAAGUUUACGGGUAAGAAAAUCACAUUCGAUUGA
This is a messenger RNA of Candidozyma duobushaemuli, 1437 nucleotides long. RefSeq names its product Bud22p (gene BUD22). Gene Ontology annotation, biological process: maturation of SSU-rRNA. NCBI's taxonomy places the organism in Eukaryota, Fungi, Ascomycota, Pichiomycetes, Serinales, Metschnikowiaceae. The record is from RefSeq and is a predicted model, not a curated record. The transcript has a single exon. Gene Ontology annotation, cellular component: nucleus; 90S preribosome. Bases 1 to 1437 code for a protein of 478 amino acids.